Molecule: messenger RNA, 666 nt
Organism: Tetrapisispora phaffii CBS 4417
Lineage: Eukaryota; Fungi; Ascomycota; Saccharomycetes; Saccharomycetales; Saccharomycetaceae
Gene: MRPS17
Product: mitochondrial 37S ribosomal protein uS17m
Exons: 1
Coding region: 1-666 (221 amino acids)
Biological process (GO): translation
Cellular component (GO): mitochondrion; ribosome
Molecular function (GO): structural constituent of ribosome
Source: RefSeq, a predicted model, not a curated record
AUGGCACGCCAAAAUUUCAUUGGGUUAGUUGUAUCUCAAGGUAAAAUGCAGAAGACUGUAAAAGUUCGUGUGGAGACUAAAGUAUUUAAUAAAUUGGUCAAUAAGGAAUUGUUUCGUAGAAAGGAUUAUUUGGUCCAUGAUGAAGGUGAUAUUUCUCGUGAAGGUGAUUUAGUCCGUAUCGAAGCUACAAGACCAUUGUCUAAAAAGAAAUUUUUUGCUAUAGCUGAAAUCAUUAAGAAUAAAGGUCAACAAUUUGCAUUAUAUCAAUCACAGGCUGAAGUCAACGUUGCAAAGGAGGAAUACGCAAAAGCUCAAGAGUUUUUGAAGAGAAGAGCUGAGAUCGACAGUAAACAGGAUGUCGUUUUGAUUAACGACAUAAGAACAAUUCAAGAUGCAUUGUCUGAAGGAAAAAAUCCAGAAGAAUUAACAGAAAUAAAGAAUCGUUAUGGCAUAGAAUCUUUCACCCCACAAACAAUUAAAAAAUUAUUGACUUUAAAUGUUUCAGGGUUAGAAGCACAAGUAGAGAGUCAAAAGAAUAAAAUAUCGAAUAUUCAAAAUAAACUAGGUGAAUUAAUGAAAGAUGAUGCAAAAGCAAUUGAAUUUUUGAAAACACAUGGUGUCCAAGAACCAGAAUUGUUAAAGAAAAAUAUUAAAAAAAUAUACUGA